AUGUUAAGAGCAAAGCAGCUUGGCACGCUAUCCCAGUCUGCCAGAUCUUUUUUCCUAAGCGGGCCACGAUGCAGCACAGCAGAUGAGAGUUCAUGCACUUGCUCUGAAGAUGAGACUUGUAUAUCUAGGAGGCCUCUCAGAACAAAUGUCCAACAUUUGCAAGCAUCAUCAGCCUUAGCAUCAAAAGCUUCGUUAGGAGUAGAUUCGCAGAUAUCAAAUGAUGCAGGAAAAGCAGCAAAUUCUACGGUGGGGAGUUCUCCACCACAAGUAAUAAGGGUAUCCCACUCAUUGGACAGAGGAAGUUGUGUUAAUUAUGCAGAUGGUGUGGAUGCAAAGGAGAUGAUACAUUCGUCACCUCCUAUUACGGACCAAAUUGUUAAAGCAGGUUUUGCAGCUGUUGGUGUUUUAUCCGACUUGGUAAAUAACAAGAUUCCAGUUUUAGAUGGAAUGCUUAAUGCACCACAGAACUCUGUGGUUGAACGUUCAAAGCCCAUUUCUAACAUCAGAUCAGUAAAUGUGAAAACAUCUAGAAAAGAUAAAAUCCAUGGAAAAUCAUCUGCUGAGUCAUCCGAGUCGAACUUUACUGAUGUCGCUUAUGGUACAAAAGGUAGAGCUGAUAAAUUGGGUUCAGACAAAGCGGUGAAGAAUGUGCCAAGUAAUGGAUCAGGGAAUUUUGUAGAUUCCCAUGGUAUCUCCUCGGAGGCUCGUGAGAGGAAAAGGUCAAUUCCUCAAAGAUCAAGAGUUUGUUCAAACUGCUUCGUGGCUGGUGUACAACAUUUAGAAAGAAAGAGUACUAACAGCACGCCAGAAGGGUUUGCUAGGCCCAUAAGAGAGACAGAAGUAAUAACAGAAGUUGCUCCAGUGGCCAAGAAAUUUUUAAAUUCUAGUUAUGUGGUUGAAAGUGUUUCUCGCAUAUUACAGAAGUUCAGAUGGAGUCUGGCAACUAAAGAGGCUCUUGGAAAUCUGAAUUAUUCAGUAGAUGCCUACCAAGCAAACCAAAUUCUUAAGCAGCUACAUGAUUAUAACGUCGCUCUUGGUUUUUUCUAUUGGUUGAAACGACAACCAGGAUUCAAGCAUGAUGGACACACAUACACUACCAUGGUUGGUAUCCUUGGCCGUGCGAGGCAGUUUGGGUCAAUAAACAAGUUGCUUGAUCAGAUGGUCAGUGAUGGAUGUCUGCCAAAUGUUGUUACAUAUAAUCGUCUCAUUCAUAGUUAUGGUAGAGCAAAUUACUUGAACGAAGCGUUGGGUGUUUUUAGCCAAAUGCGAAAAGCAGGAUGUGAACCUGACCGUGUAACCUAUUGUACGCUGAUUGACAUCCAUGCAAAAGCUGGGUAUCUUGAUGUUGCCAUGGAUAUGUAUCUGCAGAUGCAAGAAGCCGGACUUUCUCCUGAUACUUUCACUUACAGUGUAAUCAUUAAUUGCCUUGGGAAAGCUGGCCACUUGGCUGCAGCUGACAAGCUAUUCUGUGAGAUGGUUAAUCAUGGGUGCGUACCUAACGUGGUGACUUACAACAUUAUGAUUGCUUUGCAAGCAAAGGCAAGGAACUACCAGAGUGCUCUGCAGCUGUAUCGUGACAUGCAGAAAACUGGAUUUGAGCCUGACAAAGUAACUUAUAGCAUAGUUAUGGAGGUUCUUGGCCAUUGUGGCUAUCUUGAUGAAGCUGAGGCAGUUUUUGUGGAGAUGAAGAGAAGAAACUGGGUUCCUGAUGAGCCCGUUUAUGGUCUUCUUGUCGACCUGUGGGGAAAGGCAGGGAACGUGGAGAAGGCUUGGGAAUGGUAUCAAGCCAUGCGUAGUGCAGAUUUACUCCCGAAUGUUCCUACAUGUAAUUCUCUUCUUAGUGCUUUCCUGAGGGUACACCGUCUAUCUGAUGCAUAUAACUUGCUACAGAGCAUGCACAGUUUGGGUCUGAAACCUUCUUUGCAAACUUACACGUUGCUUCUUAGUUGUUGCACAGAAGCCCAAACAUCGUUCGACGUGUCAUUUUGUUGUGAGCUUAUGACAGUCACUGGCCAUCCAGUGCAUACAUUUCUACUGUCUAUGCCUACUCCAGGACCUGAUGGGCAGAAUGUGAGGGAUCAUGUUAGCAACUUCUUGGAUAUGAUGCACAGUGAAGAUAGAGAAAGUAAGAGGGGACUCGUGGAUGCAAUUAUCGAUUUUUUCCAUAAGUCGGGGCUUAAGGAGGUAGCUGGAUCAGUUUGGGAGGUGGCAGCACUGAAGAACGUCUAUCCAGAUGUGGUCAGAGAGAAAAGUUCAUGUUACUGGCUUAUAAACCUGCAUGUUAUGUCGGAUGGAACCGCUGUAACUGCAUUAUCAAGAACACUUGCAUGGUUUCGUAGACAAAUGCUUGCCUCAGGAACUGGGCCAAACCGCAUUGAUAUUAUCACCGGUUGGGGCAGACGGAGCCGGGUGACAGGAUCCUCUAUGGUGAGACAAGCCGUGCAAGAGUUGCUGAACACAUUCAGGUUCCCUUUCUUCAUGGAAAACGGUAACUAUGGGUGCUUUGUAGCAUGUGGAGAGCCUCUCAACCGAUGGUUGUUACAGUCUUAUGUUGAGCGGAUGCAUUUGCUGUGA
Fraxinus pennsylvanica is the source of this 2574-nucleotide messenger RNA. The record is from the annotation of a GenBank genome assembly. Lineage: Eukaryota; Viridiplantae; Streptophyta; Magnoliopsida; Lamiales; Oleaceae.